AAUCAUUAAGUUAUUUAAUAGCAUCGAUUAAUUAAUUUGCAAUGAUGCUACAAAACACUCUCGCUAAGCGAAACUCGCGUCAGUCGUUCUCAACUCGCUUGCUCGGACAUUGUCGCCUCGAUGGAACUCACCGCUCGUCUCAUCGGAGUCUGCGCGACGAUAGCACUCGUGUGCUUCACACCAACACAAUCGUCCUGCGCUGUCGACACUGUUAGCAGCCAUUGCAAAUCUCUAGUGCCCGGACAGAGUACGACAUCGCUUGCAGUCCGUGACUACCAUGGGAUAAUUUACAUCUACUCUCCCGGUCACACGGUGGCGACCGGUUGGACUUACCAUCACGACCAUUACUGUCACUGGAUUGUAACGUGUAGUGCUAACUCGACCGUCUACGUCAAAUCCAAUCUCUAUCCCAAUUCGGAUAGAGUCGAAGUGAACGCUUGUGCUACCAGCACGACUCACGGAGAUUACGUCAAAGUCAAGGUGGGAUACACGACGGACGACACGAUCUGUGAUAAAGGUCCGAGUCAGGGAUACUACUACCAACGCACCAACUCCAAUGCUGCGGUUGUUGAAUUCAACAGCGACUCCAGCCAUUCUAACAAGGCUGGCAUGUUCGUCAUGGUUCACGAUAUGAUGUUCGGGACGAAACGAAAACGAGAAUCAGAUGAUUCUCUGGCAGACAACAACAUUCAGCUGAAUCGAGUGGAAGAAAUGCUGGUUGACAUUGGGAUAAAUGAAAACGCUCGAUUCUAUUGUGAUAAGGAUUGGGCGAGACCCUUCGUCGACCACGGCUGCACGUGCGACGGUAUCGACGUCGAAACUACCGAGUGACUCCAUAGACAAUCACUUAGAUUCUAGAGUUGACUGCUGCACGUCUUUGCAGUUUAGUCCUAACGUUAUCUCUAAGAAUGUAAAGCGUUGUUCUAUUCUGCUGACUAGUGAUAUCAUGUAGUUGUGUAGACAAUAAAAAAUAUAUGUCAUAGAGUUGUUGUAU
Messenger RNA from Corticium candelabrum, 994 nucleotides. RefSeq lists its product as uncharacterized. The transcript is spliced from 4 exons. Lineage: Eukaryota; Metazoa; Porifera; Homoscleromorpha; Homosclerophorida; Plakinidae. Bases 121 to 831 code for a protein of 236 amino acids. The record is from RefSeq and is a predicted model, not a curated record.